AUGGGAGAAGCGUUUACAACUUGGGAGUUGAUACUUGCUAGGGGUGGAUACAGUAAUUGGGAAUGUUCUGGUACACAAGACAAUGAAGGAGAUGAUAGACUUGUUGUAGACAAUGAAGAUGUGAGAGCUGUUGUUUUACAUAAUGAUGGAUUGAUGAUUGUAGAAGAUGAUAUUGCUGAUGGAGACAAGGAAAACACUGCAAAUCGUCGUCGGUUUCAAAUGACAUCUUGCAAAGGUGCCCAGAUUUUGAUUCAGAAUGUGAAACUUGAGGACAACUCCAUUCAAGUGAACCCUCGGAGAGUACUCCAGGGGAAUGAGACGGAUAGGCAGGCACUGCUAGCAAUCAAAGAUCAAAUUCAACACGAUCCGAACCAGGUCACAAGCUCAUGGAAUGACACUCUUCACUUCUGCCUGUGGCACGGCGUCACUUGCAGUCGACGACAUCGCCAAAGGGUGACGAAGCUGGAGCUUGACUCUCUGGAGUUGGUGGGUUCCAUAUCUCCAUACAUAGGAAAUCUAAGCUUCUUAAGAAAGCUAGAUCUCGAGAACAACAGCUUCACUCAUCACAUCCCUCCUCAAAUUGGACAUUUGCACAGACUGAAGGUACUGUCUCUAAAUAAUAACUCACUUAGUGGUAGUAUUCCUCCCAACAUAUCCAAUUGCUUUCAACUCAUCACUCUUGAUCUUGCUUUUAACAUUCUGGUGGGUAAAAUUCCUCCCCAACUCAGUUCGUUAUCAAAGCUUGCAUAUUUUAAUUUGCAAAAAAACAAUUUAACAGGAGAGAUCCCUCAUUCUUUGGGGAAUCUUUCGUCUCUCGAGAUAUUUGGUUCAACCUUUAAUUCCUUAGAAGGAAGAAUCCCCAGUUCUCUAUGCCAGUUACAAAAAUUAAAGAUUCUUUAUUUCGGACAAAAUAGGUUAUCAGGUAUCUUCCCCUCCUGUAUUUUUAAUCUCUCUGGUAUAAUUGAAUUCGAAAUAUCAGGAAACCAACUUCAAGGUAGUCUUCCGUCAAACUUGGGCUUUAAUCCCAAGCUUGAAACCUUCUCCAUUGGUGGGAAUCAAUUUACUGGGGCCAUCCCUCUGUCAAUUUCCAAUGCAACAAAUCUUGUGUGGCUUGAAUUUGGAUCUAAUAAUCUCACUGGACGUGUGCCAAAUGUAAAAAAUCUUCAAUACCUGACGACGUUCAGUGUCAGUGAUAAUAAUCUUGGAAGCGGUAAACAUGGUGACUUGAGUUUCUUCUCAGAAUUGAUCAAUGCCUCACAGCUAAGUGUGUUUGACUUUGGCUACAAUAAUUUUGGAGGGGCAUUGCCUACAUCAAUAUCCAAUCUCUCGACCAGUCUCCAAAUCUUAGGAAUUGGAGUAAACAUUCUGCAUGGAAGUAUCCCGAUCGGAUUAGGAAAUCUUGUGAACUUGCGGUUACUCUCUCUUGGGCACAACUCCUUCACAAAUAGCAUCCCCAACGACAUCGGGAAGAUUUCAGGGCUUCAGAAAUUGUUUCUUAACAACAAUGAAUUAUCAGGGAGAAUUCCAUCCACUCUAGCAAAUUUAACUUUGUUAACACUUCUCCAAUUGCAAGAAAAUAAUCUAGAGGGUAGCAUUCCUCCCACCCUUGGGAAUUACCGUUGGUUACUAGAAUUGGGUCUUUCUGGAAACAAUCUCAACGGCACGAUACCUCCUCAGGUUAUUGGCCUCUCAUCUUUAUCAACAGUUUUGGCAUUGCAGAGAAACCAAUUCACCGGUUCCCUUCCGACGGAGAUUGGCAAAUUGAAGAAUUUAGGCGCACUAGAUGUUUCUAACAAUAUGUUGUCAGGAGAACUUCCCAGUAGCCUGGGUAGUUGCGAGAGCUUAGAAGCUUUAUACUUGGAUGGCAACUUCUUCUCGGGGUCCAUUCCUUCAUCUAUGAAGGACUUGAGAGGGAUUCAAUAUUUAGACCUUUCUCGAAACAAUUUGUCAGGAGAGAUUCCACAGUUUUUCGAGUGGUUUGGAAACUUGAAGAAUCUCAACCUGUCCUUCAAUCAGUUUUGGGGUGUAGUGCCAACUGGUGGUAUUUUCAAGAAUGCAACAGCGUCAUCAGUUGCAGGAAAUACAAGACUAUGCGGCGGUGUUGCUACUCUCCGACUUCCUGUGUGCAAGCCUAAUGAGUCUAAAGGAGGAGGAGGGUUGUCAAGGAGAAUGAAACUACUGAUCUCUUUAGUUUCCGGGUUUAGUCUUUUGGGAUUUGUUGUCGUGCUGUCUCUUUUCCUUCUUGGUAAGAAAAGGAAAGAAGCUAAAUCAAGCAAUUUGGGAAACUCUUUUUUGCAAGUUUCAUAUGCUACGCUCCUGAAAGCCACCGUGGGUUUUUCGUCUACUAAUUUGAUCGGUGUGGGGGCUUUUGGGUCUGUGUACAAAGGAAUUCUUGCUGAAGAUAGAGUUGUUGUCGCUGUGAAGGUGUUUAACAUGUUACAUCGGGGAGCCUCUAAGAGUUUCAUCUCUGAAUGUGAGGCAUUGAGAAACAUCAGACAUCGAAAUCUGGUCAAGAUAGUAACUGCAUGCUCAAGUACUGAUUUCAGCGGCAAUGAUUUCAAGGCUCUUGUUUACGAGUUCAUGGACAACGGGAGCUUGGAGGAAUGGUUGCAUCCAUCAACUAAAGCUGAAGAGGUAAUAGAAGCACCCAAAACCUUAAGUCUUGUUCAGAGGCUCGACAUUUCCCUUGAUGUUGCUAGCGCAUUGGAUUAUCUUCACAACCAUUGUGAAACACCGAUUGUUCAUUGUGAUCUCAAGCCAAGUAAUGUUCUUUUGGAUAGUGACAUGACUGGACAUGUUUCCGACUUUGGGCUGUCAAGGUUUCUCAAAGACCCAACCCCGAGUGUUUCUGGAAAUCAAUCAAGCUCUAUUGGAAUCAAAGGAACGGUUGGUUAUGCUGCACCAGAGUAUGGCAUGGGAGGUGAUGUAUCUACAUACGGGGAUGUCUACAGCUUUGGCAUUCUCUUGUUAGAGAUGUUUACAGGGAAGAAACCUACUGAUCACAUGUUCAGCGACAACUUGAAUCUUCAUAAUUAUGUGAAGGCAGCUCUCCCUGGACGUACUUUAGAGAUUUCAGAACCACUACUUCAAGGCACAAUCAAUGUUGUUGAAGCUCACAGGCACAAUAGUGUGAGAGUCGAGAAAACUGAAGAGUGCUUGGCUUUGAUUCUUGGUAUAGGAAUCGCAUGUUCAGUCGAAUCCCCCACAAACAGAAUGGAUAUCAGUGAUGUUGUGUCUGAAUUGCAAUCCAUUAGGCGCAAUCUUCUCUGCUAGAACUUUCAUAUUAUUAAUGUACGUUCUUGAAUUGUGUCUCAAAGUCAUGUCUACUGUAUCUAUAUAGUGGUUUCUUGAAAUUCGCAUGUAAAUGUUAUAAAAAGUCAUGAAAUAAAGUCCUACUU
Fragaria vesca subsp. vesca is the source of this 3398-nucleotide messenger RNA. Its product is annotated as probable LRR receptor-like serine/threonine-protein kinase At3g47570-like. The record is from RefSeq and is a predicted model, not a curated record. Gene Ontology annotation, biological process: protein phosphorylation. Lineage: Eukaryota; Viridiplantae; Streptophyta; Magnoliopsida; Rosales; Rosaceae. Gene Ontology annotation, molecular function: protein kinase activity; protein binding; ATP binding. The transcript has 4 exons. Bases 1 to 3273 code for a protein of 1090 amino acids.